This is a messenger RNA of Prorocentrum cordatum, 3137 nucleotides long. Lineage: Eukaryota; Dinophyceae; Prorocentrales; Prorocentraceae. The record is from the annotation of a GenBank genome assembly.
CGGCAGCCACAGUCACAACCCUCGUCCAAGCCGCCCGACGCCGAGCCGACGGACACUGACGCCCUCUUGGCCAUGCUGGACAAAUCUCUUUCGGAGGAGGCCCGCGCUGAGCUGGCACUCUUCAAAGACAAGAUCGCACCGCCCAAGCCAGCUCAGCAGGAAUCACUCGACGCGAAGUACCAACGCCUCCUUGCAGCUGAACGUAAGGCAGCGGCAGCACUUACGAAGGCGGCAACCUCGGAGAGCAAGGCCAAGGAGUGGGUCGUCCAAUGCGAGGCCCACACUCAGCACUGCGCGGAGGCCCUCGGCGACGCCCAGGCCGCGGUGCAGGAGACCCUCGAUGCGAUCAACGAGGCUCGCGGCACGCGGGCGCCCUCGGCGUUCAAGUCGACGGCAGGCGGCCUCAACCUCAGCAAGCUCCUCCUCAGCGGGGAGGACCUCGCCUUUGAAGAGGGCGAGGCCUUUGACACCUCCGACCUUGAGCUCGACGCCGAGGACGCCAAGAAGUGGGCCGACCUCAAGCAGCAAUUCCUCGACGAGCUCAAGACGAAGGUCAAGGAGGUCUUCGGCUCAGGCGCCACGGCUAUCCAGCAGCGCAAGCAAGAGCUGGAAGCCUUGCGCAGCAGGCUCCGCGCCAAGCGGCCUCGCACCGAGGCUGACGGCAGUGGGGCUCAGGCCGCCGAGGCGGGCGCGGGCAGCGCCGCGAGCGAACCAAAGAUAAGGAGGACAUUUAGCCAGCCCAGCUUUCGCACGAUCUAUGUGCGGAACAUUACCGACUGGGGGCCAAAGUGCAAGAAGAUCGUCAAGUCCCCGCCGUUCCAGGCGGACAUCCUCGGACUAUUGGAGACGCAUCAGAGCGAGCGCACCAGUGACGCUGUGCUUGCAGAGUUCGAUGCAUCAGCUUGGAAGGCAGUUAUCUCACCGUCGCGAGCCGACGGCACAGCGCAGAAGGCAGGUGGAGUCGUCUUGGGAGCCCGACGCCACCUACAGUGUUCAUCAUUGGACCACCUGGCCCGCUAUCGCUACCAGACAAAGGGACAGUUGCGGCACAGGAAGCCAGAGCCCCACUUCGUCGCAGGGCCCAUCGACUUCUGGGACUUCCAGGCGCUCACCAUCCAGAUGCAGCAUGGCCAGCUCACGGUGCUCAUCGUGUACCUCACCACAUCCAUCGGGGUGGCUGGCCAGAACCUUAUCAAGCUACAGAACCUCGGAGCUGUCAUCAAGAGUCUCACGGGGGACUGGAUCGCGAUUGGCGAUUGGAACGUGGUACCAACGGAGCUGGAGGAGUCAGGAUGGGUCAACUACGUCGACGGCCGCAUCUGUAAGCCCUCCAACGUCUCGUUCACUCAGUUCACAGGUGGCCGCAUGCUGGAUUACGCGGUCAUCGGAGGGCCAGGUCAUCACGUGCCCGCCAAACUCUUUGCGGACACGAUGGGAGACCACAAGAGCCACAUGGGCCUGGUGGCCCAGUACACUUCACAGUCGGCGCCAGCAUGGGCUCUGAUCUUGCCGACUCCCUUCUCCUUCGCUCACCCUCCAGCGGAGCAGAAGGCCGCCGACCCGAAUAGCAAGCGCUCACGGGCCAAGCGCGAGGCUGAGCAGCGCAGGCUCGAGCGUAUGCAGGACAACCCCUUGGAGGCCCUCAACCCAGAGGUCACCGAGGCGGCGUCUCAGCAGCAGCCAGUGGAUGGCCCACCCCUGCCCGCGCACAUGUGCGAGCCGCCUCCGAGAGGAGGCCGCGCGGUGCCAGCCGACCUGCCGUCGCGGGCCCCCGGUGGCCCUGCGAUCUGGCGGUCGGCCGAGGCAGGGGCAGCCCCCAGUGCUGCGGAGGCGCAAGACAUGGACCACGGCGAGCUGCAGUCCCACGACCGAUUGCUGGGCUUCCCGAUGACGCCGCCGUGCCCGACGGUGGCCAGGCGCACGGCGGCCGAGAAGGACGAGCUGUGGGCACAGGUCUGCCACCGCCAGGUCCAGUACGAUGCACCGCCCGACUACAUUCGGGACUCCCAGGCGUACCAGUCCUCAUCCGAGGCCGCCGACGACCUGGGCAAGCAGUACGCCAAGUGGAUCACGCACGUGGAAUAUUUCUACACAGACAUCAUGAAUGCCAUGGCCAGGACCAACGACGCGCUCUCCGAGGCUGGUGAGAACGCGGCAGACAUCAUCUACACCCAUGCACACGCUAUGCCUGAUGACAACCUUGUUCCCAUUGACAACGCCACCAAGCUCAAGUGGCAGCAUGGUCUAUCAGCUGUGCGUGAAUGGUCUACUGACCAGGCUGCCACCAUGGCCUAUGCAUUGGGGAUCCUGGCCGACAGGUUCCAGCGCGCUGAGGUCCGACAAGGACUACAGGCCUUCCAGGAGUGGGUCAUCCAGUGCACGGCCAAGAGACCUAGCAAGGUCCUCAAGUGGAACACCGACUCAGCGGGGCCGAUCAUGGAGUACGGGGUCGGGCCUACGGCGUCCACCGACCUCUUUAGCAUCAUGGAGGGCAAGCGAGGCGCAUGGUCGCAGCGCUGGAGUGGCACGGUCAACCUCUCCGACCUCCAGGCGUUCCGCCGCAAGUGCAGGCUCCUUGAGGAACUAGAGGACGCAUGGCAGCCCAUAGACCCCUACCUCAUACAUGACAAGGCCACCGCCCUGCCCAACGCCACGGGCCGCGGCAGUGACAACCUCGGCCCCCUGGACAUUCGCAACUUGCCGUUCCAGGCCAAGCAGGGCCUGGCCGAUUUCUUCAACCAGUGCGAGAGGCAGAUGGCGUGGCCGUGGCAGCUCAUGAGUGUACUUGUAGGCAUGCUCCCGAAGCCAGACGGCUCGGAUAGGGGUGUCGCAUUGAUCCCAUGGCUCAUGCGCUUCUGGGCGCAGAUGCGUAAGGUCAUCGGGGCCGACUGGUGCGCGGCCAAGGCAGGCCACUGGGACCAGGCCAUCAAGGGCAGCAGUGCCCUCCAGUGCGGCAUCUUCCGCCUGUUCUGCGAUGAAGUCGACGACGAGCUGGACAUACACUACGCCAACGUGAUGUGGGACUUCGCAGAAUUCUACGACAGCGUCAACCCCAUCAUGGCAUUCGAGGCGGCUCUCAGACUCGACUUCUCGCCCAGGAAGCUUGGCAUGGCGGCGGUCCUGUAUAUGUCGCCGAG